AUGGCGUACCCUCCCCCUCCAGGCAUCAGCAACAGCUCUCUCCCGCCGAGACCUCCAGCCUCCAAGGCCGGCUUCAAGCCCGCGUUCUCUUCCGCGGCUCAAUCCUCGAAACCAGCGUACUCGAGCGCCCCGCCGACAUACUCCGGCCCUUCGAGCUACCCGGCCACCACCGCUGCUCCGGCUGCCCAAUAUGCGCCCUCCUACUCCUCCUAUCCGACCGGCUCUGCUCCCGGCGCGGUGAGCUCGGGCGCGCCUACUUCCUACUCAUACCCUCAACAGCCGCAGCAGCAGCAGAGCUACGGACCCCAGAGUUACGGCGCUCAAAACUACGGACCUCAGAGUUAUGGACCUCAAAGUUACGGCGCGGCAAGCUACGGCGCAGCCCCGCAGAUCCGAAAUCCCUUUCCCACACCCGGCACGGCUAGUAACGAUUACGACCCGGAGAUGGCUGCGCAAAUUGCCCAGUGGCAGAGCGCCUACGUGAGCCGCGACGCGACUGAGGGCAGGAGUGACAAGCCUGCGGGCCCUAGCGCACCCAGGCCUGAUACCCAACCCGCCAGUGCCGCGAGUGCUGCUUCUGCUGGCCAGGAGAAGAAGAAGACAGUUGUGCGCGAGGGUGGCGGCAAGAAGUGGACGGACGAUACACUGCUUGAAUGGGACCCCUCCCACCUGCGCCUCUUUGUCGGUAACCUUGCCGGUGAGACGACAGACGAUGCCCUUCUCAAGGCCUUCUCUCGCUGGCGCUCGGUACAAAAGGCUCGCGUCAUCCGCGACAAGCGCACGUCCAAGUCCAAAGGCUAUGGCUUCGUCAGCUUUAGCGACGCCGACGACUUCUUCCAAGCCGCCAAGGAGAUGAACGGCAAGUACAUUCAGAGCCACCCGGUCGUGGUCCGCAAGGCCAACACCGAGAUCAAGGUGGCCAACGCCAAGGACAAGGAUAGAAACAACAGGAAGAACAAGAACCACAAGAAGGGUGGUUAUGGAGGUGGUGGUAGCGGUAAUGGUGGCUACGAACCUAGCCUGGGCCCCAUUGGCGGCGGCGGCGUGGUUAAGCCUGGACAGAAGACCAAGAACGGUCUCAGGCUGCUUGGCUAG
This is a messenger RNA of Fusarium keratoplasticum, 1095 nucleotides long. Its product is annotated as RRM domain-containing protein. The transcript has a single exon. Gene Ontology annotation, molecular function: mRNA binding. The record is from RefSeq and is a predicted model, not a curated record. The coding region runs from base 1 to 1095 and encodes 364 amino acids. NCBI's taxonomy places the organism in Eukaryota, Fungi, Ascomycota, Sordariomycetes, Hypocreales, Nectriaceae.